UCGGAAAACGGCUCGGCGGAGAUGUUAUGUUAAAAUUGCGUUGGCGUGUUAUCUUGCUUUGCGUUUCAACUGUGAAGUUUAUGUGCGGCUACAUCUAUCUAUCAGAAAGGCGUAGAAGCGAUUGGCCAAGUAUUUGGGAUACUCAAGACACUCCUUGAUACCGAAGAUUCAGAUUUAAGCUCAUGUAGAAAGGCUUGCAAUCAAUUCAGUGUCAGUCACGUUUAACGUGCCGAGGUAACUGUGCGGCAAAUACAUAUAGAAAGCAAACAAUAAUCGCGAUGACAGGCCAGCUCAGAGAUUCAGACAAGACACAACUAGAACGGUGGAUUGGUCAAGGACCAAAACAGUUUACCCUGCUGUACAGUGCGACCAAAGAUGGGUGUGUGGCACAAAAGUUCCACAUGAAAUGUGACCACCAGGGCGCGACGGUCACUGUCGUGUAUAAUGAGCAGGGAUCCGUGUUUGGUGGCUAUACUUCUGCGAGCUGGGCUGGCAACCUAAACGGUCACACAAGAGAUGACAAAGCCUUCUUGUUCCAACUGAAGUUCUCCGAUAAAGAUACAUUUCGGAAAUUUCCAGUUUCGAAUGCCACAUACAGCAUUUAUUCACAUUCAAGUUAUGGACCCUUUUUUGGUGGGAAUAGCGGGAAUGAUAUGCAACUAUUCUCCGGUACUAUCAAUAGCAGCGGCGGUUUUUUUCAGUUGAAUGGCGGUUGCGAUUUUGGAACCAAUUACACGAUGUCUGGUGUAUCAAGUUGGAUCGAUGUACACAACGGAAGCCUGAAAAUUAAAGAACUUGAAGUAUACAGUGUGGCAGUCAAGUCCAUUGUACCGGUUACUACUGAGCCUACGGUACAACCUUGGAUUGACAUGCCAGAAUGGAAUACACAGCUAGCACAGGAAUUGGUACAACAAGUCAAAUCCAUUAAACCAAGCAAGAAGGCUUCGGACAAGCUCCAGUUACAAUAUUAUCGCAUAUUACUGAUUGGUCCAGUGGGAUCAGGAAAAUCCAGUUUCUGCAACACCGUCAACAAUGUGUUCAAAGAACGAUUAACACAACUUGCAAUCAGUGGAGAAGGAACAACUAGUAUCACAACUACGUAUGAGCCGUACGUAAUAAAAACGACAGGUGAUAGUCCCAAGCUGCAUAUGCGUUUAUGUGACACACGAGGACUAGACCCAAAAUCUGGAAUUGAUACAAUGGAGUUUAAUUUUCUCCUAAGUGGGCAUAUUCCAGAUAAAUACGAGUUCAAUGCGGAGAAGUCAAUUGCCCUUGACGAUCCUUUGUUUGUGAUGAAGCCGACUAUGGCAGAAAAGCCACACUGUGUUGUCUUUGUUUUUGAUGCUACAUCUCUUAAGAAGUUGGAUUCAAAACUUGUAGAGAAAAUAAAGAGCUUUCGAAUAGUUGCAACGCGCAAACAAAUCUCGCAGGCAGUUCUUCUGACGAAAAUUGACCUCCAAGACAAGGCUUGAGGACAGAAUUUAGAAAAGGUUUAUUCAAGCACUGUUAUCGAGAAAACGGUAAAUGACGUCUUCGAAAUGUUCGGCUUCCCGAGGAACACUGUGUUUCCUGUGAAAAACUACGAAAAAGAGAGAAUGCUGAAUAACGGCGUGAACAUCCUGGCACUCACGGCGUUGGUGCAGAUCCUGUACUUUGCUGAGGACUACAUUGACAAAGAGUUGUCAGAGUCGGUGAAAGAGACAAACGAACCUGAGAAAGAAAAGGUCGGGGACAGAUCGGAUUCUGAAUAAGGUAUUUCUAUUGGUGUAUUUGAUAUGCGUUUAAAGAAAUACAUUUUUAUGUUUGUAAUUACAUUAUUACUUAGAAAAUAAUAUUGGUACAAAUAUUUAUUCAAGACAUUAGCAAGUGAUUGGUUCGCUGCAUGUUGCAAAAUACAUUACAUAUAUAUAUAUAUAGAGAGAGAGAGAGAGAGAGAGAGCGAGAGAGAGAGAGCACAAACUUUAUAUCAUGGUCAAGCUUUGUGUAAAACUUUUCUUUUCUAAUGUUAUUAUCAAAUGCAUCGGACAUGAAAUACCGCAAAUAUCGAUCAGUAUACGAUUGUGUUGAGCUAUUGAAAUUCAAGAUAUGCAAGACACAAAAUACACACGGUAUCACUAUUCACUAUAUGUAUGACAUGUCCUUCGUAGUAUGUCUGUUGUUUAUGUUUUAUGAUUCUAUGAUGAGCUUUGCUGUUUUUGUAAGUAAGCUUUUACCGAUGACUGGAAUUUCCCUGUGUAUUACAUUGGAUCAAAUGUCAGUGUAGCUAAAAUGCCGUGUGCAUUUUAUCACAUUUACAGCCAUGUGUUUUAUUGUAACGUUGUAUUUUUAACCAUUUUGUUUUUCUUUUAUUACUGAGAAAGUAUGAAUGUCAUAAGUUAUGCAUGUUUUGCCAUGAUAAACCAUAAAAUUAUAUAAUCAUUUACCAAACUUGCGAUUUUAUCAUACAAUACCAUUAUGUAUAAUCAAAUUAUGUAAAUGUAGUGACUAUGAAAAGUAAAACAUUCAAGGCGUU
Messenger RNA from Dreissena polymorpha, 2512 nucleotides. RefSeq lists its product as uncharacterized. The record is from RefSeq and is a predicted model, not a curated record. Bases 279 to 1472 code for a protein of 397 amino acids. Lineage: Eukaryota; Metazoa; Mollusca; Bivalvia; Myida; Dreissenidae. The transcript has 9 exons.